This is a messenger RNA of Rana temporaria (common frog), 1210 nucleotides long. RefSeq names its product stathmin 4 (gene STMN4). The record is from RefSeq and is a predicted model, not a curated record. Gene Ontology annotation, cellular component: neuron projection; cytoplasm. The transcript is spliced from 6 exons. Gene Ontology annotation, biological process: neuron projection development; microtubule depolymerization; regulation of microtubule polymerization or depolymerization. Bases 154 to 672 code for a protein of 172 amino acids. NCBI's taxonomy places the organism in Eukaryota, Metazoa, Chordata, Amphibia, Anura, Ranidae. Gene Ontology annotation, molecular function: tubulin binding.
GUCAUGGGGAGAGCCUGGGUAGUGGUGCUGAUGCUGAGCGCUGGUUGUAAUAUUCAGGGAGUACAGCUGGUACAAGCACAGUCUCCUAGCAGACAAAGGUGACAUACCUCAUUCUGUAGACCUCGCAGAGAACCAAUCAACAACCUCAGCAAUAUGACACUAGCAGCCUACAAAGAGAAGAUGAAGGAGCUCCCCCUCGUGUCCCUCUUCUGCUCCUGUUUUUUAUCUGAUCCUUCAAAGAAACAGACUUACAAAUAUGAUGCAGAUACAAUUGACCUCACGUGGUGUGUCAUCUCAGACAUGGAAGUCAUAGAAUUAAACAAACGAACUUCCGGUCAAGCCUUUGAGGUCAUCCUAAAGCCACCUUCCUUUGAUGCUGUCCCAGAGCUCAAUGCCUCGCUCCCCCAACGCCGGGACCCGUCACUGGAAGAGAUCCAGAAAAAACUUGAAGCUGCCGAAGAAAGACGUAAGUGCCAGGAAGCCGAGCUCCUCAAACACCUGGCAGAGAAGAGGGAACACGAGCGCGAGGUCAUUCAGAAAGCCAUCGAGGAGAACAACAACUUCAGCAAAAUGGCCAAAGAGAAGCUGACCCAGAAAAUGGAGGUGAACAAGGAGAACAGGGAGGCCCAUCUAGCUGCUAUGAUCGAACGUCUGCAGGAGAAGGUUAGUUAAAGGAUAAGCACGCGGAAGAAGUUAGGAAAAACAAAGAGCUGAAGGAAGAAGCUUCCAGGUAGAAGGUGGUGGCUUUAUACAAUUUGGACUGAGGACUCCACGGGGUGCCUGAACUGCCCAGCACAAUAACAAGCAACCGAGACUCUUUUAUUGCUUUUCUUUUUUUUUUCUUUCUUUGUUUGUGAAUGUUAAAGAGAUGACGGCAAAAAAAAAAAAAAGUCGCCUUUUUUUCGGAGAAGCUUAGGUAUGGGAAUUUUGGGAGGAGGUAACGGGAGGGGUCGACCAUCUCAUCCGCAAAGACCUAAAGAAUCGUACCCUAGGAACCCAGGCUCCGAUGUCUUGCCACCGUGUCACUACGCAUACCAUACUAAACAAACAAAUUCAAAUAAGCCAGCUUGCCGCGACGGGAGCUGCGAACGGCUGCCGCAGAGCACACAAGCUAACCGUUCUCUACACCUGCUCUAGGAAAGGCUGUUUAAUGGCACUGAUUUUAUAUGUCUACCAUUGUAUUGUCAAUACAUACUGAUUUUCCCAUUUA